Messenger RNA from Paramecium sonneborni, 2231 nucleotides. NCBI's taxonomy places the organism in Eukaryota, Ciliophora, Oligohymenophorea, Peniculida, Parameciidae. The record is from the annotation of a GenBank genome assembly.
AUGUAAAAGAUGAAUAACGAAAAUGUAUUUUUAUUUUUACUUCCACCCUUAUUAUACGACAAUUUAAAUAAGGAUGAAACAAAGAAAUUUUAUUUUCUCAUUUUCAAAUCCUUCCAUCUUAUCAUAAUGUGCAUUUGGAAAAUGUUAGACAAUCUAAAUAGAGGUUAACCUAUAAUAAUAACAUUUAUAUUAUUAUUAUUUACCUUCUAUUUCUAAAAAAUAUAAGAACAAUAACUAAAAAGAUCAGAAGGAGGUCUUGAAGACACGAUAAAUAUCAAAACAUGUACAGACACAGAUCGAAUAUAAGAAUUAUAAAAUUGUUUGGUUAGUAUAAUAAAACUAGAUAGUAAAUUGAAUCUGAUAAUGUGUAAUUCUAGAGCAUAAGAUUUAUUAAAAAAUAUCAAUAUUUAGGAACUUUUGAAUAGUCCAUUAUAAUCAGUGGAUAAGUAGACCAAAUUGCUAAUGUAGGAAUAAUUUAGUUGUAAGUUUCCUUCAAUAUAGGAUUUAAAGGAAGUUUAACAAAAUUAUUCUUUAAAUGAAUUGUUGGAACAAUUAUAAUAAUUACAGAAAUAUCCAUAUGAAUUUGAAGUGUUUAGUAUUAGAGGAUAUAAUGAUCUUCAUCUCAAGGUACUUUACUUUGAACCUAAAUCAUUUACAAUCAUAUUACAUAAUAUGGAAGAGUACAAUUUGUAAAUUAAGAAAGUGUUUACAUAAACUACAAUGCAACAAUUAUUUAGGAGCUUUAGUCAUGAAUAUAAUACAUCUUUAAAUUAUAUCUUAGCAUUGGCAUAGGUAGCAGAAUGUCAUGAAGAAGUACCAUAAAAUAUAUAAGAAUAAUUUUUCAAACCAAUAUUGGUUAAUGGGAAAGUGAUGCAUAGUAUGGUUUUAGAUAUGAUGGAUUAUAAUAGUAUUUUAGGAAAAACAUUUAGUUUAUAGGUUGCACUUUUUAACAUUCAGGAAUUGAUGAAUGAAGUAGUAUCGCUUUUUAAAGAUCAAAUUUAAAAAAAGAAUUUAGAAAUUAAAAUAGAUUUUAAUACAAAAAUAACACAAAUUCUAUCUGACAGAAAUAGAAUUAAACAGAUUUUGAUAAAUUUAGUAUCUAAUGCUUAAAAGUUUACACUUCAAGGAUCAAUAUCUUUUAAGGUUGAAACAUGUUUUUCAACUAAAAAUUAAUAAUAUGUGGUUUUCCAUGUUGAAGAUACUGGAAUAGGAAUGACAAAGUAAGAAUAAGAUAGAUUAACUUUACUAUUAUAAUCAGGUGUACCAUCAAUAUAAAAAAUAUCUAAAAAUACUGCUGGUUUUGGUUUAGGGCUAUUUAUUAGCAAUAAAAUAGCAGAAGCUUUAUCAUAAUAGAGAUUUGAAAAAGGAGGAGGUUUAAGAUUUGAAACACAAACAGGAAAAGGUUUCCAUUCUUGGUUUUCUGUGUACCCUUAAACAGUUAGUCCUGGAAUAAAAUCCAAUAAUCCAAAAAGUCCUUUGAUUAUGUUAAAUAAAAAGAUUAUUAUUGACACUAGAUAGACAGAAGUUAAUGCUGGAAUUGAAACAUUUAAAAGAAGCCUUAUGAGAAGCAAGUUUUCUCAUUUAUUAAAUAAUAAUGGCUAAAUAAAUGACGGAAAUCAAAUUAGACCAAGAAGACCUCAUAGCUAAAUACGUUUUGUAUAAGAGCUUAUUGAUGCAGUUUCUAUUGACACUGUUAAUAAUGAAUGUUCUAUUGAAGAUUAUUAGACCAGAAUUAAAUACGUUAAAUCUUAGUAAUAAUAAUAAUAAUAAUCAUUUCUAAUGAGAAGUAAUUAAUCAUUAGUUGAAUGUCGUUGUCCUAAUAUACUUAUAGUUGAUGAUGAAUAAAUUAAUAUAUUAGCAUUAUCAAUUUUAUUAGAAUAACUUGGUUUGACUUCUGACUAAGUAUUUAAUGGGAAAGAAUGUGUAGAUUUAAUUUAAUCAAAAUAAAAAAAAAGUAUUUUUUAUCUUUUAUUUUAUUAGCCAAUUGUUGGAAAUGCUUUGAGAGAUAGUAUUAAUUAAUAUUUAUGGAUAUUAAUAUGCCCUUACUUGAUGGAUGGGAAGCAUCUAGAUAAAUUAAAAAACGCUUUUCAAUAGCAAUUAUAGCUUGCACUGCUUUUACUGAUAAUCAAACUAAAGAAUAAUGUUAUCAAAAUGGAAUAGAUUAUUAUUUAUCUAAACCAGUAAAGAAGGAAUCUUUAAUUUAAGUGCUUUAAUAUUAUCGUAUACUUUGA